CCUCGCGGGAACACAGGGCGAGGGUUCAGCAACAAACACGAAAAACCCCCAAUUCACACUCCAUUGAACUCAAACCUCUCUCUCUCUCUCUCUCUCUCUCUCUCUCUCUCUCUCUCUCUCCGGCGACGAGGAGGAGGAGGAGGAGGAGGAGGAGCUUGGCCAUGGAUGCUUUGGUGGUUCUCCCGAUCGUGGCGUUCGAGGAUAAGAUAGCGGAGACGGUGGAGGCGAACCCGGUGGUGGUCAUCAUCGGCGAGACGGGCUCCGGCAAGAGCACUCAGCUCUCUCAGAUAUUGCGUCGCCGCGGCUACACCCGCUCCGGCACCAUCGCCGUCACCCAGCCCCGCAGGGUCGCCGCCGUCUCCGUCUCCAGGAGGGUCGCACAGGAACUCGGUGUUGUACUAGGAGAGGAAGUGGGUUAUGCCAUUCGGUUUGAAGACCGAACUUCAGAGAAAACUUGUAUUAAGUAUCUCACUGAUGGUUGUCUUCUUCGUGAAAGUCUGUCAAAUCCAGAGCUAAAUCAGUACUCGGUCAUUAUCUUGGAUGAAGCUCAUGAGCGUAGUCUAAACACUGACAUACUGUUGGGUUUGAUGAAACGCUUAAUUAAGACACGCUCUUCAAAUUUAAAAGUUCUCAUCACUUCUGCAACCCUUGAUGGCGUCAAAGUGUCAAAAUUUUUCUCAGGUUGUCCUAUAUUGAACAUCCCUGGGACCUUAUUUCCUGUGGAAAAGUUUUACAGCACUGAGCGUCCUACAAACUACAUUGAAUCUGCUCUCAAAACUGCUCUUGAUAUACAUCUAAAGGAACCACCCGGGGAUAUUUUAAUAUUUAUGACUGGAAAGGAUGACAUUGACAAAAUGGUGUCAAAAUUGGAGGAAAGAAUUCAAAACCUUGAAGAAGGUUCUUGUCUGGAUGCUCUAGUCCUUCCACUUCAUGGUUCCUUGCCACCUGAAAUGCAGGUACGCGUAUUUGCUCAAGCACCAUCUAACUGUCGGCGGUUCAUUGUUGCAACAAAUAUAGCUGAAACUUCUUUGACUGUUGAUGGUGUUGUGUAUGUAAUUGAUUCUGGAUAUGUGAAGCAACGGCAGUACAACCCAUCCAGUGGAAUGUAUUCCCUUGAUAUUGUGCAAAUUAGCAGAGUGCAAGCUGAUCAGCGUGCUGGCCGAGCUGGAAGAACUUGUCCUGGCAAGUGUUACAGGUUAUACCCUGCUUCUGUGUAUAGUGAAGAAUUUCUUGAUGCAACAGUGCCUGAGAUACAACGGUCAUCUCUUGCUGGAACUGUCCUGUACCUGAAAUCUCUAGAUCUUCCUGACAUUGAUAUCUUAAAGUUUGAUUUCCUCGACCCGCCAUCUCGUGAAUCACUUGAAGACGCUUUGCGGCAACUGUACCUCAUUGAUGCAAUUGACGAAAAUGGGCAAAUAACAUCUGUUGGACGAACUAUGGCUGAGCUUCCCCUGGAACCUUCACUUUCAAGGACCUUAAUUGAGGCAAAUGAGUUGGGAUGCUUGUCCCAGGCGUUGACUGUUGCUGCUACUCUAUCAGCAGAAAUCACAUUACAUCAAGCUAGAAGUAAGGGCAAGGAGAGGAAAAGGAAACAACAGGCAAGUCUACCCGAUGGUUCUGGUUGGGGUGAUCAUAUUCAGUUGCUUCAGAUAUAUGAAAAUUGGGAUCUAGCCGACUAUGAUCCAGAUUGGUGCACGGACAAUGACUUGCAGAAACGUAGUAUGAUGUUCAGUAAGGAUGUGAGAAAGCAACUAUCUCAGAUAAUACAGAAGAUAGCCAAAGGUCCAAUGGAGGUGCAAUCAAGCUCAAGGCAUAAAAGGAAUGACCAUGACUAUGAGAAGUUGAGGAGAGCUUUAUGCGUCGGCUAUGGUAAUCAGCUGGCUGAAAGAAUGCUUCAUCACAAUGGUUACCGUACACUUGGCUACAGGUCACAGCUUGUGCAGGUUCAUCCAUCUUCGGUGCUGCAAACUGAUGAAAAUGGGCAGUUACCAGACUAUGUUGUGUAUCAUGAACUGAUAAAUACCUCUCGCCCUUUCAUGAGAAAUGUCUGUGCUGUUGAAAUGAAAUGGGUCCUUCCCAUCUUAAAGAAGCUAGAGAAAUUGGACAUCGACAAAUUGAGUGGUGGUUCCCAUGGUUCUAAUGGAUCUGAACCAAUCGAGGAUAAAACAACAAGCCUGCCCGCAAGUGACAAAGAUGUUAAGCAACCUGUUGAUGUGGAUAGUAAAAUUCAGGCGGCACGUGAGCGCUAUCUUGCACGCAAAGGAAAGAGAUAACACUACAUUCUCAGUGACGAAAAAAAAAAACAUUGUUGUUAGUCUUGAAGAGAUUGUUAACUGGUGACGAUUGGAUAUUCUUUAUUUAUACAUACCGUCGUUUGUGCUUGUUCUUCAAUGGUAUCCAACAACCCCUUGAUGAGGAACAUUUGGAGAGAGAUGAAUCCAAGCACCAAAAUUAUUGUUCUCGCCGAUGGUUGAAAAGGUGCUGCUACCGAUGGUCACUCGUUUAUUACCUUUUUACACGGGUAGACGAGUAGAUAGAUGUGCUAAUCUGAUUCAAUGGAGAAUUGCUGUUUAUCAUGAAAUCAACAAGUUAACUUUGUACUGCUUUCUUAUUAUCUGUUAUAACUCAGUACUUUUUGACAUUUGUUAAGCUUUUACGCGGUGCUUCAAUUUUUUACCUUUACAGUAGCUAUAGAUUAACUUGCUAAUCUGAUUCUAUGAAAUGCUUGUGCUGUGAAAAUUAUAUGGAAAUAAAAAUUGAUGUGAAUUGAUACU
Molecule: messenger RNA, 2774 nt
Organism: Ananas comosus (pineapple)
Lineage: Eukaryota; Viridiplantae; Streptophyta; Magnoliopsida; Poales; Bromeliaceae
Product: probable pre-mRNA-splicing factor ATP-dependent RNA helicase DEAH4
Exons: 17
Coding region: 162-2273 (703 amino acids)
Cellular component (GO): intracellular anatomical structure
Molecular function (GO): ATP hydrolysis activity; RNA binding
Source: RefSeq, a predicted model, not a curated record